AUGGCGGCCUCAGAAGGAGCAGAGGAUAGCAAUGCCAAUGGCCAUGCUGCCCCGGCCAGAGGCGUCGCAGAUGUUGUUGGACCACUGGGCAUGGAAGCUGCUAGUCUUAAAGGAAAGAUUGCACUAGUGACUGGUUCAGGUAGGGCCCCAGCUUUAUUGAAAGAUUCCAUUCUAAAUAGGACCUCUGUAGGAAGGGGUAUUGGACGAGAGAUGGCUCUUGAGCUGGGACGGAGAGGCGCAAACGUUGUCGUCAACUACGCCAACAGCUCUGAUGCGGCUCACGAAGUCGUGGCAGAGAUCAAGAAGAAUGGAAGCGAUGCGAUUGCCAUUCAGGCCAAUGUUUCCGUCGUGAAAGAUAUUAUAUCUCUUUUCGCACAGGCGGUUGCGCACUUCGGCGAACUCAAUAUUGUCUGCUCGAACUCAGGAGUUGUGUCCUUUGGACACAUUGGGGAUGUUACCGAGGAAGAAUAUGACCGAGUGAUGAACACCAACACCCGUGGGCAAUUCUUUGUGGCCCGAGAGGCCUAUAAGCAUUUGUCUGUUGGUGGGCGUCUGAUCAUGAUGGGUAGUAUCACUGGUCAAGCCAAAGGCGUUCCCAAACACACCUUAUAUUCUGGUAGCAAAGGCGCAAUCGAGACUUUCGUUCGAUGCAUGGCGAUUGACAUGGGCGACAAGAAGAUUACCGUUAACUGCAUUGCUCCAGGCGGUAUCAAAACAGACAUGUAUCACGCCGUAUGCCGAGAGUACAUUCCCGGCGGGGCGGACUUCAACAAUGAGCAAACCGACGAGUACGCAGCAACAUGGAGCCCAUUACACCGCGUUGGAUUGCCGAUCGAUGUUGCGCGUGUGGUGUGCUUCCUUGCAAGCCAGGAUGGUGAAUGGAUCAAUGGAAAGGUUCUCGGUAUCGACGGAGGCGCUUGCAUGUAG
This is a messenger RNA of Venustampulla echinocandica, 927 nucleotides long. RefSeq names its product NAD(P)-binding Rossmann-fold containing protein. The transcript has 4 exons. The coding region runs from base 1 to 927 and encodes 308 amino acids. Gene Ontology annotation, molecular function: oxidoreductase activity. The record is from RefSeq and is a predicted model, not a curated record. NCBI's taxonomy places the organism in Eukaryota, Fungi, Ascomycota, Leotiomycetes, Helotiales, Pleuroascaceae.